AUGGCGACAGCUCAAAACGACAUGACAGACUUCAAAGACAUCAUAGCGGCGAUGAUGAAGCAACAGCACGAAUUGCUACAGGCAAUGGUGACCAACCAAUACCACUUUGCGAACAACCAACAAAGCCUGGCUAAUGAAACGUUGGCCGAAGCACAUAUCAAAUCAGAACCAAUUCCGGAUACGGAAUUGGCCUGCGACGAAUGGUUCACAAACUUGAUGGUCAAAUACGGGGACACCUCCAGACAGAUGCUGCUUAAAAAAAUGCGACAAGCAUAUGCGACCCCUACGAACAUAACGUCUUUAGAGGAUGCCCACCAACAUUAUAUGAACCACAGAUUCAAGAAGUCACGGGCACUCCACCACUGCAUCGAAAAGGUCAUGAAAAUCUCGACCACCCAUUUGAGUGCAGCCCACAAUGACCUCACCAACUUGAUUGCCCUAAAAGGAAACAGCUACCCCGUCGAAGCUAUGCAAACUCAACGACCCCCGCUAUCCAAGGCUGACCUUCACAGAUUCCUUGGCUAA
This is a messenger RNA of Gregarina niphandrodes, 525 nucleotides long. RefSeq lists its product as hypothetical. Bases 1 to 525 code for a protein of 174 amino acids. The transcript has a single exon. NCBI's taxonomy places the organism in Eukaryota, Apicomplexa, Conoidasida, Eugregarinorida, Gregarinidae. The record is from RefSeq and is a predicted model, not a curated record.